Molecule: messenger RNA, 1053 nt
Organism: Serendipita indica DSM 11827
Lineage: Eukaryota; Fungi; Basidiomycota; Agaricomycetes; Sebacinales; Serendipitaceae
Source: the annotation of a GenBank genome assembly
AUGGCCGUUUCUGCGACCGGCCUCGCAUAUGCGCUCGUCGUCUUGCUCGCCAUUCUGCUGAUUAUCAGCAUUCUCCAGGUCAUUCAGGCAGUUCAUGCCAUUAGAAGGAGCAAUGCUGGCCAGCCAACUGCGCCCCGCGUCUCGCUCAUUUUGCUCGUGACAGCGACUGCUGCACUCACAUUGGGCUAUGCAUUUGAUAUCAUGGUCGUUGCGCUCACUCUCGCCACCGGUUCAGAAGCCCCGCCACCGUCCCAGGCUUACCUUGUCGGCGUUGUGAUCACGACGUUCCUCGCCCAGGGCCUCGCUCCGACCUUGAUCUAUGCAUCUGCAUCACGUGUCAUUGACGAACGCAAGGAAAUCAGCGGACUCCAAUCCAAGGACACUUCGUCGGCCAAGCGCAGACAACUGAUGCGAUGGACGGAGGUGUUCCUCUUCUUUGCAUUCCCCCUGCUCAUCACCGCGUACCUCGGAGUAUUCUGCAAAGCCGUCUUGGAUACUCCCGUCGUCGUGUCCAAAUUCCAUGCCUGGCUCAACGUCGCCAAUGGUCUCUACCGCGCUGCUAUUGUCGCGCAUGCAUUCCUGUUCCAACGACUGGCCACACGCGCCAUAUCGUUCCACCUCUUUAGCAAGUCUCACGACGUCCGCGAUCCGAUUAUGCAUCAGCCCAUUCUCUACCAUCUCACGCCAUGCAUGUUUGUGCGUACGGCCGCGCUUUUCGUGUUUACACCGCUUGCAUCCUCGUUUGCAACCGCCAAGACACCAGCCUCUGCCACCGCGUUGCUCUUAGCCUUCACGUUUUUCGUCGGAUUGUCGACUGCGUUUGGUGCGCAAAGCCUUAUUGGCGCUGCUCGUCGACCCGCAUCCCAGUGGGCUCCCCCAAAGACGACGGGCGAGCAAGAGGUGCAUAACGAAGAGGUGCCCGACGCGGACGCACCCCCGGCCCCUGGUGCUCCAAGGAGGAAGCAUAGUCGCUCCAAUAGCAUUGUGCUCUCGCCCACUAGGACCAAUUUCAGUCAAGGAGUUCAUGUCCAGGAGGAGACGGUCACCCACUAA